Molecule: messenger RNA, 1027 nt
Organism: Poecilia reticulata (guppy)
Lineage: Eukaryota; Metazoa; Chordata; Actinopteri; Cyprinodontiformes; Poeciliidae
Product: interferon-induced protein 44-like
Biological process (GO): immune response
Source: RefSeq, a predicted model, not a curated record
GAAAGAUGAUUCUGGUUUCAUUUUGCACCACAGAACUGACAGUGGGAUGUUUUGAGGACCAAAAACAGAUAAUUUAUUGUUCACUUUCACUGUCUUUAGCCUUUAUCUUUUCUGCUGAGUAAAACAUUUUGCAGAGCUACACUGUCCAAAUCAUCUUGAGGAACAAUAAUGGCUGCUUCUUCAUUGCUGGACAAACCAUGGAGGGAACUACGCUGGGGAGAGAAGCAGAAGGAACUUCAGUAUGUGAAGGAAUACAAACCUGUAGUUGAAGACAUCAAGCAUCUUCGAGUCCUCAUGUUUGGACAUGUUGGAGCUGGAAAAUCCAGUUUCAUCAACUCUGUCAGUAACGUCCUCAGAGGCAGAAUGUCCAUUCCUGCUUUGACCAGUGCGACCACCUCCGACAGAAGCUUCACCUUAAAAUAUGAAACUCAUAAAAUCCGUGUAGGACGAGGAACUUCAAAGACAUUUUUUCCUCUGGUUUUCAACGACGUCAUGGGUCUGGAAGACGGGAGCAACAGUGGGAUUCAUGCUAGCGACAUCACGCUGGCGAUGAAGGGACACGUGAAGGAAGGUCACAAGUUUAACCCAAUAGCCCCACUGACUAAAGAGGAUUAUGGCUACAACCCAAGCCCCUCGCUUGAUGACAAGGUUCAUGUCCUGGUCUGUGUGAUGUCAGCCAACGCUCCACAGAUUAAUGCGUCGAUUCUGCAGAAGAUGAGGAAGGUCAGAGAAACAGCCAGUGAACUGGGAAUCCCUCAGAUGGCCAUGAUGACCCACAUCGAUGCUGCCUGUGGGGAAAUAGAGAAAGACCUGAAGAAUGUGUACAGAAGCAAACACUUGCAAAAAAAGAUGAAAGACUUCCAUUCAGCAGUGGGAAUCCCCAUGAACUGCAUCUUCCCUGUGAAGAACUACAGCGACGAAAUCGACCUGAAAGACGAUGUUGACAUCCUGGUCUUGAGUGCCCUGAGGAAAAUGGUCGACUUUGGAGACGAUUUCAUUGAGAAAAAUUAAACUGAUAUUAACAGUU